Messenger RNA from Eufriesea mexicana, 624 nucleotides. RefSeq lists its product as uncharacterized. The coding region runs from base 49 to 624 and encodes 191 amino acids. Lineage: Eukaryota; Metazoa; Arthropoda; Insecta; Hymenoptera; Apidae. The transcript is spliced from 3 exons. The record is from RefSeq and is a predicted model, not a curated record.
UUAAAUAGUAUUUAAUAAAUAACAGUUAAGCAAUUAAUACUUGAUAAAAUGUCUCAAGCUUAUAUUCACGCGUGCGAAAGAGCAGAAUUAUUAGGAUUGCCAAUACCAAGUGAAGAAGAAUGGAAAGAAACACAAAAAAUAGAAGCUCAAGAGCAUACUAAUAAUGAUGACAAAGAUGCAGUGAUCCAAAAUUUGGAUUCUUCAGACGAAGCUACACAACGAAUUGGUGGUGGAUUAGAUGAAUUAAAUAGUAUUCUCAAUGCAACACAAAAAAAGAUCAACAGAUUCAAGACUGUUUGUGGCAGUUUGGGUACUUUACUGAAAGUAAAAGUGGGAUUUCAAAAAAAUACACCAGAUCAUAAAUUCACUGAACAAAACCACAAUGAAGCAAAAGAUGUUAUUCCUGAAACAUCCAUAAUUGAUGAAAACUUGACAGUAGAAUUAUCUAAUGGCAAAAAAUACAUUGAGAAUACAGAAAAUAACUCAGUGAUGUCAAAAACAAUUGAUAUCAAUGAAAAGAUGGGAUCUCAUUUAGAUAAAUUAGAUUCCCUUAUCAAUAAAGCAGAAAAUGCUCAGUAUAGUAUGCAGUAUCAAACAAAACAAAUGAAAAAAAUUUUAAAGUAA